AUGAUCGUACUUUCUCACUUCUUGUUCCUGUGCACUUUUACCACGUGUACAAAUGCACCUGUUCUGAGCGUUCAACCAACUGAACGGGUGAAAACUGAUGAUGAACUUGCAGAUGAGGAGGUGGCGUUGAUCAUGUCAGAAGCGAUGAGACAGACAUCUGCUGGUAACUCUAGCCAAUACUCUGUGCACGGCACGACAAAACCAUCCACAUCAAAAGAUACGUUUGAAUGGCCAGCAUAUUACCCACCAGAAAGUGAAUUUGACAUGAAUAAACCACCUCCUACACCAGGAAGAUCAUUGUACAUGGCAAAACCUUCCACAUCAAAAGAUACGUACGACACGGCAAAACCAUCCACAUCAAAAGAUACGUUUGAAUGGCCAGCAUAUUACCCACCAGAAAGUGAAUUUGACAUGAAUAAACCACCUCCUACGCCAGGAAGAUCAUUGUACAUGGCAAAACCAUCCACAUCAAAGGAUACGUUUGAAUGGCCAGCAUAUUACCCACCAGAAAGUGAAUUUAACAUGAAUAAAUCACCUCCUACACCAGGAGGUACAUUUUACGAGGAGACAGCAACUAAGCCACGAGAUGUUUAUGGACCGAUCGGUCCACAUAAACCGGGUGCAUGUGACAUAACAAAACCAUCCACACCGCAUCAAUGUGGUCAUGUCACAUUCGCUGCCACAUCCAAGCCAUACAUAACCCGCGUACCCGUCAACUCCCAACAACACAACACCACCCAUAUUAAAUCAGAACAUGCACCUCAAUUCAAUCAGCAAGGCGUCAAUCGUACCCACACGUGCCGUAAAUCAUUUGAUCUACCAUCCCAGCAAUACCAGUGUACCAACGCGGACUCACCAAACACGAACAAGCCAGUGUAUAAAAGAAAGAGAACUUGAUCUGUGAACGGGUGUAUAGCUGAAGAUAUGAUUUAUUGAUAUUUUUUAUUUUUAUAAAUCGUACUUUGAACGUUAUACAUUUCCUUCACCGUGAUGCACGUUUAUGUUUUAUGUUGUGAUACGUUCUUGAAAGAAAUGAACGGUAGUACCGCAAUAAAAAUAUUUUUAUUGCACCCGAUGUAGUACCGUGUACGAUACGAGGUGUACCCGUUGUUUUGCUCUGCUACAUUUUUAUUUUUACACAAUAGCACGGUUCAUUGUUAUUGUUGUAAUUACCAUCAACAGUUCUAGUGGUGUGUUCGAUAUUCAUUAUUGUUUGUAGAAAGCUUAGGGUUUGUUAAUUAGCACGUAUUUAUGGUGGCUGUCAUCCGCAACGGCUGUAUUAUCGUACACUUUACUCUUCACCGUUCAUUUCUUAUUCCUUGCGCUCUUCACCGUUCAUUUCUUAUUC
Vavraia culicis subsp. floridensis is the source of this 1348-nucleotide messenger RNA. RefSeq lists its product as uncharacterized. Bases 1 to 897 code for a protein of 298 amino acids. NCBI's taxonomy places the organism in Eukaryota, Fungi, Microsporidia, Pleistophoridae. The transcript has a single exon. The record is from RefSeq and is a predicted model, not a curated record.